CGAGCCGACGGGACAGCUGGAUGCCUGUGGAACCAUGACUGAAGAUGACGGAUUCUGUGGUCGUGGAGGGUCUAGUGAAAAUACGAGACGGCAAAAAGUGGAAGAGUAGAUGGGUCGUGCUCCGCAAGCCUUCGCCUGUUGCAGAUUGCCUGGUGGUGCUGGUGUAUAAGGAGCGCGGGGAGCGGGCGUCGGGGCAGCGGGAGCGGAGCAGCGUGACCCUGGAGCACAUCUACGGCCUGGAGCCGGGCCUGCCCUACGAGGGCCUGGCGCUGGGCCAGUCGCUCACCGUCCUGUGCCUGAGCCAGAGCGUGGCGCUGGGCUUCGACUGCCGCGAGACGCUGCAGGCCUGGGAGCUGCGCCUGCGCUACAGCCUCGGCGAAGUGCACAGAUUUGGAGUAGGCGUCUUGCCAGGCACCAAGGUUGAGACCGGACCAGCCACCCUCUAUUUGUGCAACAACCUGCUCGUCAUAGCACGGGACCUCCCCCCAGUCAUAAUCGGCCAAUGGAACCUGCUCGAUCUACGCAGAUACGGGCCAGUGACCAAUGGUUUCGUGUUUGAGGGCGGGACACGCUGCGGCUUCUGGGCUGGCGUGUUCUUCCUGUCGUGUGCAGAAGGCGAGCAGAUCAGCUUUCUGUUCGACUGCAUCGUCCGCGGCAUCUCACCCUCCCGAGGGCCCUUCGGUCUGCGGCCCCUCCUUCCAGACCCGAAUGUCUGCCCAGCGUCAGUGGAGGAGAAGCUCAACCAGGAGGCCCAGGAACUGGAGAAGAGACUUAGCAUGCUGUCCCACUGUACCUCUACCUCCAGUUACUCCACCUCAGUGGCGGGCGACGACCGCAGCAUCUCGGGGUCCUCCGACACCUCGGAGACCAGCCAAUCGGACAGCAGCGUCGGCAGCCGUCUGGCCGCGUGGGCCGAUCCCGCCUCCGGUGCCACGGGCGGCGGUCAACCGGGCACCGGCGCCAGGAUCGUCGCGCUGCCGCCGGACGAGAGGCAGCUGCCCGUCACCCUCGCGGGCGGAGCCCGGCUGCCCGGCGUCUCCAUCGCCGUCGUCGGCGGUGGUGGUGCGUCGGCCAAGCCGGCGCGUUCGCGGAGAGGCCUGCAGGAGAUCGGGCGCCAGAGCUCCUCGGACAGCGGCAUCGCCACGGGGAGCCACUCCUCGUAUUCCGGAAGCUUCUCCUCGUACACCAGCAGCAGCCUGGACGUCGGCGGCGGCGCGGGAUCCGGGGGCAUCGGCGGCGGUGGUGGUGGUGGUGGCGACGACUUCGGCUCGGUCCUCAGCCUGCAUCCCCUCGCCACCACCACCACCGCUGGCACUGCCAACGCACCUGCCGAACGGACCCUCUGCACCUGCCCGCCGUGCCCGGGCCACGAGUACCAGGUGCCCUCCUCGCUGCGCUACCUGUACGACACGCCCAGGAGCCUGCUCCUUGCCACUGCCAAGGGCUGGGACUUCUUCCCAGGCAGAAGCGUCUGA
Sardina pilchardus (European sardine) is the source of this 1475-nucleotide messenger RNA. Its product is annotated as protein Dok-7-like. Bases 45 to 1475 code for a protein of 476 amino acids. The record is from RefSeq and is a predicted model, not a curated record. Gene Ontology annotation, biological process: neuromuscular junction development; positive regulation of protein tyrosine kinase activity. Gene Ontology annotation, molecular function: protein kinase binding. NCBI's taxonomy places the organism in Eukaryota, Metazoa, Chordata, Actinopteri, Clupeiformes, Clupeidae. The transcript is spliced from 8 exons.